This is a messenger RNA of Zingiber officinale, 1023 nucleotides long. RefSeq names its product glutathione S-transferase Z1-like. The record is from RefSeq and is a predicted model, not a curated record. The coding region runs from base 74 to 730 and encodes 218 amino acids. Gene Ontology annotation, molecular function: maleylacetoacetate isomerase activity; glutathione transferase activity. The transcript has 9 exons. Gene Ontology annotation, cellular component: cytoplasm. Gene Ontology annotation, biological process: L-phenylalanine catabolic process; glutathione metabolic process. NCBI's taxonomy places the organism in Eukaryota, Viridiplantae, Streptophyta, Magnoliopsida, Zingiberales, Zingiberaceae.
UAGACUCGUCUCAGACCGCUCUCUUCGAGCCAAAUAGAUAAGUAUUUUUCCUCUGACUCUUCUUUAUCCAGCGAUGGCGGAGGCAGUGAAGAUCACGCUGUAUUCCCACUGGCUGAGCUCAUGCUCGCAGCGAGUGCGUAUCGCCCUUAAUCUCAAAGGGUUGAACUAUGAGUACAAGACUGUAAAUGUUUUGAAUGGAAAGAUCUUUGAUCCAGAAUUUGAGAAGUUGAAUCCAGUCAAGUUUGUUCCGGCACUGGUAGAUGGGGAUUUUGGUAUUGCUGAUUCAUUUGCCAUAAUUUUGUAUUUAGAAGACAAAUACCCUCAGCAUCCCCUGCUUCCGCAAGACCUGAAAAAGAAAGCGCUCAACAUCCAGAUUGCAAGUAUUGUCACUUCAAGCAUUCAGCCACUCCAGAAUACCUGUGUGAUAAAAUAUAUCGAAGAAAAAAUUGAUUCUGAAGCAAAACUUGCAUGGGCGCAGCUAUAUAUCAACAAUGGAUUUGCAGCAAUUGAGAAACUGAUAAAGGAAACUGCUGGCAAAUACGCUACUGGAGAUGAGGUCUAUCUGGCUGAUUUAUUUUUGGCACCCCAAAUAUAUGGAGCAAUAUCACGUUUCCAAAUUGACAUGUCGCUUUACCCUACAUUAGCGAGAUUGAGCCAAGCAUAUGAUGAGCACCCUGCCUUUCAAGCUGCUCACCCACUUAAGCAGCCAGACGCACCAUUGCAAUCCUGAGGAAAGUUCUGUUGCUAAAUGAUAUCAGAUUGAGAUCAGGACUGAAAAUAAAGCUAUCGAUGGUCUGAUUUACUUCCUAAAACAAAAACUGUUUUGUAAGUUAAGAGAGGAUGUAUGCAUCAAGAAUUUGCACUCUUGUUGUAAAAUCUAAAUACUUGUCCGCAGUAGUCGUAGAAUGUGAAUUGCCUAUCGUUCUUCAACUGCACUACAAGUGUGAAUAGAUCUACGAACUGUUUAAAACCAUCAUAAACCACAUUUUAGUAUUUGUUUCUUGAGGUCACUUGCUUUUGAAA